AUGCGAAAACCCCGUCUGCAUCCGGCUCACGCAACCUCGUCCGAAUCGGUUCCAGCCCAUCGCACAGCCCACCGACAUGCUUUGCCUGUCCAACCUUCGCAGGGAACGACGACGACGUGCCAGCGCCGCAGUCUGGCUUCCAGCGACAGCCAACGCUCGCUCACCACCGUGGCGUCGACUCCGUCACACACGGCCCAUAGGCUGCCUCCGAUAAUGACACGGCCAGCCCGCCCAGCCCGCUCACGGCGGCGGCAGCUCGAUGACCUCUUGUCCGCAUCUGCUUUCCUCGUCUACGCAUUAAUAGCCCUCUUUCUCGCUGCCGUCCCCGUCUCGGCCGUCCGUGUCCCCUUCACCAACUGCCUCGAUGAAAAGUACAUUACCGACGGAAAGCUCCAAUGGAAACCCGUCUACGCCGACGCCAGCUUCGACACUACCGACCCCACACAUGAGCUCAAGGUUGUCGUUUGGGGCAAUGUGACGGGCUUCCAGGACCCCAAAAAUCUUCCACCUUCGGCUCAAGAUGACCCCAACCGUCUCUACUGGAAAGACAAUGGCAAGACAAACGGCAAAAUUACUCAGACUGGUGACACUGGCAAGGCCACGACCCUCUACCGCAGAGUCAAUGUCCUCACUUAUAGGCCGGUAAACGAGCGCGUCAACUUUUGCACAGAAGCUCUUGACGGCGGUCAAUGCCCUCUAGGCCCCUUCUUGAACACUUCGAGAGUCGACUUCCCCGACGACCUUUUCACCCGUCCCCGCAGCCUUUCCUCCUUCUCCUCCAUGAACCUAACUCACCAAUUCGGCUCCUCGUACUCAUUCUCCUCCUUCUCUUCCACACUUCUCCUGCUUUCCAGUGAUGAGGCCGCCACCAACAUUGGCUGCAUCUCAUCCAUCAUCACUCCGGAUCUCGGCUCUAAUCGCAACGUCGUCAAGUUCUUUCCUCUCGUUAUCCUCAUCGUCUGCGGCUUCGCCGUUAUUUUUGCUGGCAAUUUCAGCCCGUGGGGCUCCACCGACAUCUUUCAAUGGUCCUCCAACUACGGUCGUGAUGCUGACCAGCUGAGAUUGGUUACCCCGGGUUUUGGCGACUGUCUGCAGUACAUUCAGUUUGCCGUCUUGACUGGUGCUCUGAGCAUUGAUUAUCCUGGUUUCUACCAGCCCAUCGCCAGUCAGGCUGCUUGGUCAACCAUCAUGUUCAAUGAGAGCUUCGUCACAAACAAGCCUGGCUGGCGCAACGUUGUCGAUGGCGUCUAUGUCACAGAUCUUGGCAACAAAUAUGGCCUGCAGCACAUGGGUCAGCUCGUCGGCAUGGCUGAUCAUCAGGAUAUUUGGGCUGGCAUGAUGGUCUGGCUCUGCGUCGUCAUCCUUGCUGCCUUUAUCGUCGUCCAGCUUGGCUUCCUCAUCCAGUGGGUUUACCGUCGUUCGACCAAGACCGCAGAGGAGGACUUGCGCGCCAAAAAUAUACCCUUUUCCAUCGGCAACGUCGUCCGCAUUCUCUACAAUUACAUGCUGAUGCCCAUUGUUGCCUUUUCUGCCUACCAACUCGUCAUCGCUCGCUCGGCCCCAAUCUACUGCGUCGUGCUAGCCUGCAUCACUCUGGUAGUGCUGGUCGCCUUUGCUACCUACUUGCUCUACUUGAUUGUCACCAUGAGACCCAAGUCUGUUCUGUUUGACGAUUUACCCAUGGUACUACGCUUCGGUCCUCUCUACAAUACGUAUUCUGAUGGAGCUGCCACCUUUGCUUUCAUCCCACUUGUUCUGCAAUUUUGCCGUGGUCUGGCCAUCGGUGCCGUUCAGCCGAGCGGCUUGGCUCAAAUUGUCAUUCUGGCUAUUUGUGAAGUCAUUCACAUCUUUACCCUCAACGCCGUGAAACCGUUUCAGUCACCUACCUCGAUGAAUGCAUAUCACACCGUAUUUUCUUGCUUACGUCUGGUUACCAUUCUACUCAUGGUUGCUUUUGUGCCGGGUCUCGGCGUCACUGAGGGGACAAAGGGGUGGAUCGGCUAUGCUAUCCUCAUCGUGCACGGUUGUGUCCUCAUUUUCGGUUUCCUAUUGAGUGCGCUACAGACGAUUCUCGAGGUCGUUGCCCGCAUGAUGGGUGCUGGCCGGGACAGUACCGUUGGUUCUACCAGAGGAGGACUGUCAAAGAUUUUUGGCGUGAGGCAGCUCAACAAGCGCGAGUCGCAUCGACCAAUUCCAUCGAGAACCAGCCAGCUUUCCACUACAGCCAUGAUUGAUGUCGAAAAGGCGAACCGCGCAGGAUAUAUGCCGGCCAAUGCACGAGUUCGAAGCAGCUCUGGAGGGAGCCUAGGCACCAUCAUGGCUGCACAGAGACAUCGCAGCAGCUCCGCUCUCGAUAGUGUCGACAUGUACUCACACGCACACAGGCCUGCAGAAAGUCCAGCUUCCUACCUACCUGGAACGCCUGGCGAGACAAGCACGUUUUCUUUUCUCGCUUCUUCCAAUACCGCCACUCGACCUAGCCAUCCCCCUCCUGGCCACGUUCCAACACUCGCUGCUCUAGAAGCUGCUGACCCAUACUACCGACCACCUCGCAGACGUCGGUCAACCAACGAGAACUCGCCGCAAGAACCAAGCACGGGGCGGUUUACCCCUGACCAACCCGGCCUUUUGCAGCCGCACGGCCAACCGGGUGAGUCUGGCGACAAUGCUCCUGAUAUCUCGCGCGGUGCCACGCCUGUAGCCCCUGGAACAGGACUAGGCCUGCCGGGCACCGCCAGUGCCGCUUUGAAUGCUGUACCAAAUAGACCGGAUUAUUCAACCCGUGAAGUCGAUUUCUACUAUGGUGUUCGUGGCCCAGCUCUCAACUCUGAUGGCCUUGGUCGCAAGCUUGGCACUGGGCCCGCUGAUCCCACUGGCCCCGUUGCCACUGCUACGAGCUGGUUCCGUAACCUCAUGGGUGGUAAGAGUAAAGAUAAGAGCAAGGGGUUUGAAGUCGUUCGCAGCUCGAGGAUGCCGCCCUCCAUGGCCCGCAACGCCGGCUUUGGUGACGAAACGCCACCUGAGGGCAUCCCUGUCGCUCUCGGUGUGCUAAGGAACGGCCCCAUCGACGAUGAGGAUGAGGAUGACAACCUACAGCCCAACCGCGCACCUAAGCCAAGCACCGCACUGCUCAGCACGGGAGGCGAGCCCCACGACUCUGACGAUGAACAACCGUCACACGAGCCUGGCGAGCCGGAACCUGUUAGCCCCAUGACCAGCGAUGACGAAGAUGACGACGGUACCCAGCACUCUACAUACUACGAUGCACCGGACAUUCCUCGCAAGAGCUCGAAGCGAGAUUCAGCCAACUUGUCACACCGCCACCUGCCGUCCCUCAGCAUCGUGGACUCGCAGGAUGCCAGGCUGUCAUCCAAUCCUAGAGACGACAGGUCUGAACGGGCUAAUAAACAUGCUAACUCGCUCACGAUUGACCCGCCAAAGCUGCCCAACCUGCCAUUCGAGCGCACAAAGUCUCAAAAGCGGCUGUCGUCCAUGUCAUCGAUGUCGUUGUGCGAAGAUUUUACGACCGUCGACUUGGGCGAGCUGGCCAACGAGCGGCCUGUCAGCUACGGCAUGGUGUCGCAGCAUGCGAUUAGCAGAGUCGAUCCAGAGCACCCGCGGGUUACGCUGCACAGCAGCUCAGCGGAACUUGUGGAUGAGAAUGGCGUUCCCAAGAUACAUCAGUAG
This is a messenger RNA of Beauveria bassiana ARSEF 2860, 3687 nucleotides long. RefSeq lists its product as uncharacterized. The record is from RefSeq and is a predicted model, not a curated record. The transcript is spliced from 2 exons. Lineage: Eukaryota; Fungi; Ascomycota; Sordariomycetes; Hypocreales; Cordycipitaceae. The coding region runs from base 1 to 3687 and encodes 1228 amino acids. Gene Ontology annotation, biological process: transmembrane transport.